AGAUUUGGCUCCAGGUGGCGCAAAGAGUCCACGCUCGAUUCGGUGGUGAGUUCUGGUAUGGAAGUCUUGAUUUUCGGGUAGGGCAAAAUACCAGGUGGAGCAUGACCUGCGGUGCCACACCACAAGGCAGUCUCGCAGUGAGAUGGGCGCCUACAUCGCCGGGUUCUUGCGGAAUUGGGUCCAGGUGUUCCUGAAACACUGUGGCAACAAUGACUACCUUCUUGGCACCCUGGCUGCUUGUGCCAUGACCUCGGUCGCCGGCGUGGUCCGCGACGGAGCGGCAUGGCUGUUUCAAGCGAUCGUCAUCUGGGUGCAAAGACGGCUGUGGGUGUCGGUGCGGUUGGAAGAGAAGGACUCGGAGCUGGUCUUGGCGUGGCUGCGGGAGCGGCCGGAGGUGCAUCGAUCUUCACAGCUGUCCCUGUUCAGCCAGAAGACAGCGCAGACACGGGUUUACGAGUACGAGCCUGAGAUCCAGGUCACCACGCGGCUGUGCAGCAGGACGAAGG
This is a messenger RNA of Prorocentrum cordatum, 506 nucleotides long. The record is from the annotation of a GenBank genome assembly. Lineage: Eukaryota; Dinophyceae; Prorocentrales; Prorocentraceae.